Molecule: messenger RNA, 4298 nt
Organism: Cebus imitator (Panamanian white-faced capuchin)
Lineage: Eukaryota; Metazoa; Chordata; Mammalia; Primates; Cebidae
Gene: NTNG2
Product: netrin G2
Exons: 12
Coding region: 1617-3527 (636 amino acids)
Source: RefSeq, a predicted model, not a curated record
CUCCCCAUCUCCCCAAAUCCACCCACCCACCCCGGUACCCACUGCUUGGGGCCUUCUGGGUGGCAGCACUUCACGGGGAGAGACCGAGGAGCAGCCCUGAGCCCUUGGCUGUGGGGGGUGGGGGAACUGACUCCACUUGGCCCCCUCCCUCGUGCCGAUGGGGCAGCCCCCACACCCAUGGGCGCUGGUACCCCGGCAGGCCCCCGGGUUUUGGAAAAGGAAGCUGCAGCCCGGCUGCGCCUGACCGGAGCCGGCUGAGGAUGCGCUCUGGGCGGAGGGACCCGCUGGCCCCCGGGCCGGGAGGCGAUGUUUAGGCAGCGACCCCCCAGAGGCUGCCGGGGCCACCCUGGCCGCGGGCCCGCCGGGACGCCCCUGCUCGCCGCGCCCCUCCCCGGGCCGUGGCACGUCCCCCGAGCAGCACAGUAUUUCCUUCCUGCACCUUUAAGAAGACCGUUGCUCCGUGGUGGGAUGGUGUGUUAAAGCCACACAGAGGAAGUUACGCAGCCCGGAUCAGACCGAGAGAUAAAAGCCCCGAUGGUGAUCGUGAGUGAUGGCAAGAGGAUUUAGCCUCGGCAUUAACUUGGAGCGGAGUGCAGGGGGGCCGUGAAGCGCCCGCCAUCUGGCCCGCGCCGCGCCGGGGGGAUGCCCCAGCUCCCCGACGAGCCGCCGCGAAGCCCACCCGGGCCGGGGGCUGCCGGGCGCCCGAGCGCGGGUCCUCCCCGGGCCGCCCAGGGGGGCCAAAAAGUUUGCACUUGUUAGCGGCGACCUCCCGCUCGGCCCGGGCGGGCGAUGCGGGCGGCGCGAGCGGCCCCCUCCCCCGGCCCGCGUCUCCGGGACGGCAGCGGGCGGCCCCCCCGGCGGCCGGAGGGCUCCCCGGCCCCGAUCUGACGGCGGCGGCGGCGGCGGCCACAGCGGCGGGAGCGGCGCGGGGAAGGAGCAGCGGCUCGCAGCCCUCGGCCCGGGCCCCCACCCAGCGCCAGCCGGAGGCGGGAGGCGCAGCGCCGGAGGGUGGCGGUCCUCGGCCCUCCCGGGUCUCCGCGCCGGGAAGCCGCUCCAAGCCGGGACAAGCCAGACCCCAGGUACCUGGAUGGAUUGAGAGCUGAGAUCUCAGAAACUUCAUAAUAAGUUGCCGAUGGCUACCAGCCAAGGCCGGAGGGUUGUUUUGCAGUUGUGUUGAGCACCUCACCCACUAAGAGCCCUUUAAAGACCUGGAUUGAUUGGAAGGACAAAAAUUAAAAGCAAUCUGAUCCGGCCUCAUGCAGGAUCCCUGCGGAUUUGCUCCUUAUCCCGUUUCCAUCCACUGUCACAAUUCGAGAGUCUGCCUGAUUUGAUCAACUUCACCUCCGGGGGAGGUGUGACGCCAAGGUUAGGAGGAUGUGAAGUUAUGGGCAACUUUCUGAUCUGCCCAUCAGCAGUCUGAGAAACGCUGGCUCUGAAUUUUCCAUCUCGGCCUUUUGGAAACAACAAGUUCCUUGCUGUUUGCAAAGCUUCAGUGCUCGGGGCCCUGGGACACCCUGGCCACCCUCGCCUGGUUGAUGUGGCAUUUCCAUGCUGAGCCCGAGAGUCCCGCCUGACCCCAUCGCUGCCUCUCCAGGGCGUCUCUGGGCCGCACAGCCAUGCUGCACCUGCUGGCGCUCUUCCUGCACUGCCUCCCGCUGGCCUCUGCGGACUACGACAUCUGCAAAUCCUGGGUGACCACAGAUGAGGGCCCCACCUGGGAGUUCUACGCCUGCCAGCCCAAGGUGAUGCGCCUGAAGGACUAUGUCAAGGUGAAGGUGGAGCCCUCAGGCAUCACGUGCGGAGACCCCCCUGAGAGAUUCUGCUCCCAUGAGAAUCCCUACCUGUGCAGCAAUGAGUGUGACGCCUCCAACCCGGACCUGGCCCACCCGCCCAGGCUCAUGUUCGACAAGGAGGAGGAGGGCCUGGCCACCUACUGGCAGAGCAUCACGUGGAGCCGCUACCCCAGCCCACUGGAAGCCAAUAUCACCCUCUCGUGGAACAAGACCGUGGAGCUGACAGACGACGUGGUGAUGACCUUCGAGUACGGCCGGCCCACGGUCAUGGUCCUGGAGAAGUCCCUGGACAACGGGCGCACGUGGCAGCCCUACCAGUUCUACGCCGAGGACUGCAUGGAGGCCUUCGGCAUGUCCGCCCGCCGGGCCCGCGACAUGUCAUCCUCCAGCGCCCACCGCGUUCUCUGCACUGAGGAGUACUCACGCUGGGCGGGCUCCAAGAAGGAGAAGCACGUGCGCUUCGAGGUGCGAGACCGCUUCGCCAUCUUUGCCGGCCCAGACCUGCGCAACAUGGACAACCUCUACACGCGGCUGGAGAGCGCCAAGGGCCUCAAGGAGUUCUUCACCCUCACCGACCUGCGCAUGCGGCUGCUGCGCCCCGCGCUGGGUGGCACCUACGUGCAGCGGGAAAACCUCUACAAGUACUUCUAUGCCAUCUCCAACAUCGAGGUCAUUGGCAGGUGCAAGUGCAACCUGCACGCCAACCUGUGCUCCAUCCGGGAGGGCAGCCUGCAGUGUGAGUGCGAGCACAACACCACCGGCCCUGACUGCGGCAAGUGCAAGAAGAACUUCCGCACGCGGUCCUGGCGGGCCGGCUCCUACCUGCCGCUGCCCCACGGCUCUCCCAACGCCUGUUCCGCUGCAGGUUCCUUUGGCAGCAUCAGCAGGUCCCGGAAAGACCCCAACCCCAAAGGCCCUGUGGCCACCGCAGCCACCACGGCAGUGACAGGGGCCCCCACCACCCCUGUCCUCUCUACGUCAACUGCCUGGGCCCCUACAGCUCCCAGCACCCCACAGCCCACAGAGUGGACCAGGCCAUCUACGGCUGCCCCUCUCUCAGGCAGGUGGUCCCAGGUGGUCAUCCGUGCAGAAGCUGUGGGCACCCCUGCUGCUGCCCCUGCCCCUGCCAAGGGCUCCAAACUUUUCCAGCUCAAGCCCAAAUCUCCUCAAGUGAUGCCUAUUGAAGAAUUCCAAGACUGCGAAUGCUACGGCCACUCCAACCGCUGCAGCUACAUUGACUUCCUGAAUGUGGUGACCUGUGUCAGCUGCAAGCACAACACGCGAGGUCAGCACUGCCAGCACUGCCGGCUGGGCUACUACCGCAACGGCUCAGCGGAGCUGGACGAUGAGAACGUCUGCAUUGAGUGUAACUGCAACCAGAUAGGCUCCGUGCACGACCGGUGCAACGAGACCGGCUUCUGCGAGUGCCGCGAGGGCGCGGUGGGCCCCAAGUGCGACGACUGCCUCCCCACGCACUACUGGCGCCAGGGCUGCUACCCCAACGUGUGCGACGACGACCAGCUGCUGUGCCAGAACGGAGGCACCUGCCUGCAGAACCAGCGCUGCGCCUGCCCGCGCGGCUACACCGGCGUGCGCUGCGAGCAGCCCCGCUGCGACCCCGCGGACGACGACGGCGGCCUGGACUGCGACCGCGCGCCCGGGGCCGCCCCGCGCCCCGCCACCCUGCUCGGCUGCCUGCUGCUGCUGGGGCUGGCCGCCCGCCUGGGCCGCUGAGCUCCGCCCGGGGGACGCGCCCUGCAUCCGGGGGCUGGGGGUUCUGGGGUCCCGGGGCGGGGCCGGCGUCCGAGGCCGGGCGGCGAGAAGCGUGCGGCCAGAGCCGCUCCCAGGUGCUACUCAGCAGGGCCCCCCGCCCGGCCCGCGCUCCCGCCCGCACUGCCCUCCCCACGCAGCAGGGGCGCCUUGGGGCUCCGGCCCCCGCGCCUGCCAUUUGGUUUCGUUUUUCUUUUUUAUUAUCUGCGGCCCCGUUCCUUUUUUUUAAUUUCUCUCUUUUUUUUUUUUUUUUUUUUUUUUUUUUUUUUUUUUUUUUUUUUUUUUUUUUUUUUUUUUUGGCUGGCGGUGGGCCAGUGGGUCUGGAGAAACGCUGCUCGCCCCACACCGCGCCCUGCCUCCCACCAUACUGGCGCACACGGGACUGUGGCCGACGCCCCGUGGCCUGUCCUGGGCUCACGGGCAGCGGCGGACCCCGACCUCCAGUUGCCUACAAUUCCAGUCGCUGACUUGAUCCUGUUUUCUAUUUUUUCUUUAUUUUUCCCGCAACCCACCAGACCCCAGGUCUCACCAGAGGCCCGGUGACCAAGAAACUCACCGUCUGGGGGAGGGGGAGAGAAGGAAUGGGUGGGAGACCUGGACAAUUUGAUUUGUAGAGAACUAGUUUUGUUUGUAUUCACUGUCCCCUGUAUGGGGGACGGGGCGGGAAAGCUGGUCACCGCGGGGGUCCAUGGCGUAGAAUCCGAGGAGUAAAGAGUCUGCUCACUGCUGCCUCCA